Molecule: messenger RNA, 1242 nt
Organism: Phanerochaete carnosa HHB-10118-sp
Lineage: Eukaryota; Fungi; Basidiomycota; Agaricomycetes; Polyporales; Phanerochaetaceae
Exons: 5
Coding region: 1-1242 (413 amino acids)
Biological process (GO): intracellular monoatomic cation homeostasis
Cellular component (GO): mitochondrial inner membrane
Molecular function (GO): ribosome binding
Source: RefSeq, a predicted model, not a curated record
AUGUCCCUGACCUACAAGCGGCCGCCAGCAACACUCUUCACGCCCCAGCCCCGGCCGCUCUCGUACGCGGCAGCGCAGCGCUACCGCCCGUCGUGCCGCAGCGAGCCCCGCCUCCUCCGCCCGGGCUUCGCCUCCGCAUGUGGUGGCGGUGGUGCACGGCGGCCGUACUCGACGCCGGUGCCGCCGCCUCCACCGACAGAGAAAACCGACGCCACCGCUGUAGAUGGCGGCACGCUCCCUGGGGCGCCGCGCACGAAGAAGCAGAAGGUCGACCUCCACCCUGCGCCCGUGCGCCCCAAAACUGCCGCGGGACCGAGCGCGCCCAAGGCCAGCAGCAAGCCAGCGGUCACGGCGGCGGCGGCCACAGCGACGACAGGUUCUGUAGGUGCACAUCCUGCGGCGGGCAGCACAGGCGUCGUCGCCCAGGCGAAGGCGGACGUCGAAGACGCGGCGCAGCACGGGAUCCUGAAGCCGCCGCCCGAGGACGCAGGGCGGCUCAUGAGGCUCUGGCACCAGGCGAAGGAACUCUUUAAAUUCUACGUGCGCGGGCUCAAGCUGAUCCACACGAACCGGAAGCGCGCGAACGCCAUGCGGGAGCGUGUGAAGAACGGGGGCCCGCCGCUGACGCGGUGGGAGACGCGGUUUGUGAGGACGUACCAGGAGGACGCGCUCAAGCUCAUACCCUUUGCGCUGAUCAUCCUCAUCGCGGAGGAGGCGAUCCCGCUCGUGGUCGUGUACGCGCCGUUCCUCCUGCCCUCGACGUGCAUCCUGCCGUCGCAGAAGGAGCGCAUAGACGCGAAGAAGCGGGAGAAGAAGGCGGCCUGUGCGUCUGCCAUGGCCGACAUCUUUGAGGGCAUCCGGCAGCGGGCCCUGGCCGACUCCUCGGCAGACUCCGCGUCCCUCCUGGGCUCCAGAACCGAUCUCGUUGCCGUCGGCGGCCUCCUCGGCCACUCAGCUUACGGUUGGGGCUCGCUCCGCGUACGCAGGAUCCAGCGGCAUCUGUUGCAGGUUGCAGGGGACGAUGCCCUGCUUCUCAAGGAGGACAUGGGCAAGGCCCUGACUCUGGCCGAGCUUCAAGAAGCGUUGGACGAGCGCGGAAUUCUGACCGACGGCCUCUCGCACAAGCAGCGGCAGGCCCGUCUGCAUUGGUGGCUUACGCAGGUCAGCCAGCACAGCCAGGCUGCAGAUCCGGUCGCACGCCGAAUCGUUCUCGUCGCUUCUAGUGGGGCCGGUCGUUUCUGA